This is a messenger RNA of Manihot esculenta (cassava), 3735 nucleotides long. RefSeq names its product probable metal-nicotianamine transporter YSL7. Lineage: Eukaryota; Viridiplantae; Streptophyta; Magnoliopsida; Malpighiales; Euphorbiaceae. Gene Ontology annotation, cellular component: membrane. The record is from RefSeq and is a predicted model, not a curated record. Bases 1440 to 3584 code for a protein of 714 amino acids. Gene Ontology annotation, molecular function: oligopeptide transmembrane transporter activity. The transcript has 9 exons.
AAGACCAAGCAAAGUACAGCCAAGUCAAAACAAAACCGUGAAAACAGUGGGGAAAAGAUUUGGGAGAAAUGGGGCUAUCUUGCUUCGCUUGCUUCGACGGUGGCAGCAAACGACAGAGACAGGAAGAGGAUAGAUUGGCCUCCGCCGAAGCGCGUGCCAAAGCCGCCGAAGCUGCCCAAAAACGGCAAGAGGAAUUUGAAAAAUCUGCUGCAGGUAGAGCUGCACGUGCACAGCUACAGGGGAUGGCAAAACAAUCUGCAAAUUCUAAUAAAGGCGAACCAGUCUUAAAGUGGCAGAUGGGUUGAUGUAAAGCUUGUGUCUGUGCGUCAGCAGAUUCUAUUGUGAGGAUUCAACCACGUCAUCCGCAUUUCCCGUUUCUCUCAUUCUGAAGACAAAUUGUUAAUAUCUUUGUAACAUAUUCCCAAUGAAAAGCUGUAAAUAUCUGUCAAGUUUGCUGUCACUUUUCAGAGCACAGAAAUAAUGUAAUGUUUGAACCCAACAUGAAGGGAGUUUAUGAAAUAUCUAUUUUUCUCCUUGCUCUUGUACAUAUUCAUAAAUUUAGUGUCAGCUGUCAACAUCUCAUUGUGAGGAGAAAAGAUAAUGCAAAUCAGAAAAUGAAAUGCUGAUGAUCCAUCCUCAAUGCACAACAUGGUAAUAAGCUAGUAUAGAUGCCAUUUUGAAUGUAAGAGCAUACAAGUUGAUUAAAAUUGAGCAAAUUCAAUUUAUUCGGCGCAUAAGUUUAUGGAAAAGAUGCUCUCAUUAGGUCGCUGGAACCCAGCAAGUCUUUGUGAACCCUCUUGGCGAGACUUUUAGUGCUAAUCAUCAAUUUUCAGUUGAAUAUCCAGUACGUUGACAGAAUGUUUAAAUUAUCAAUCAAGACAUAAUUUGUUUCAGAGCCUAGGCAGAAACAAAGAGAAAACAGAAGUUAGAAUGGAUAUUAAAUCUUAUUACAAAAUAAUAGUGGUAGACCUAGUGAUAGCAAUUAAGGAUUCUGGAAUUAAUCUAACUUGUCACUACGUUCCUGAAGGUGACCUUCCCCUUAUUAUACCUCCUCUUUGACUUACCCCUGUAAUUAGCGAGAGAAGCAAACUCAAUUAGCAGCUUUUUUGUUGUACAUUUUUGGGGGACCCUGAAAGCGUACGUGAACAGAAGCUAAUAGUGUGGACAAGCUGGAUGACUAUUAUUUUGAAUGAAUCCUCCAAGUGGACGUAACGGGACAAUCACGUUGGCUUUUGUAUUCGUCCCCAUGCCAUUAUGUGAAUAUGAUGAGUGGUAGCAAUUCCUGAAUUAUCAGUAUGAACUCUGAAGCGGAUUCCCACUUGCAUCACUCGAGCCCCAUUAUAAAUCCAGCCGUCCUCAAAAGAUUCACAUCCUAAGAUUCCAUCUCUCAUUAAUCAAAGAGAUCCCACAUUUUUCUAGAUAAAGUGAGGGAGAGCAAGAUGGUUAAAAAGAAUCAUGACAAUGGGAGAGAAGAUAAAGUUGAGUAUGAUUUAGAUGUGGAACAUGCAGAGUCCAACAACAACAUAUGCAAGAACCCUGGGAGAGAAGAAGAAGAAGAAGGAAAGGAUGAAACAGGAGGAGGAGAGUUAUCAGUUGAGCAGAUAUUUGAGAGCCAAGGUGUUCCAUCAUGGAGGGAGCAGUUGACAUGGAGAGCUUUUUGGGUGAGCUUUGUUUUGAGCAUAUUGUUUAGUUUUAUAGUGAUGAAGCUUAACCUCACAACAGGGAUUAUUCCUUCCCUCAAUGUUUCUGCUGGUCUAUUGGGAUUCUUCUUUGUAAGAACUUGGACAAAGAUCCUUGAAAAAUCUGGCCUCUUGAAGCAACCUUUUACCAGGCAAGAAAAUACUGUGAUUCAAACAUGCGUUGUUGCCUCCUCUGGCAUUGCCUUUAGCGGAGGCUUCGGGAAUUACCUGUUUGGAAUGAGCAAACUCGUUGCCCAACAAUCAGCAGAAGAUAAUGGGAGAGAUACUAAAGACCCUGCUUUGGGAUGGAUAAUUGCCUUUCUCUUUGUUGUUAGCUUUCUUGGUCUCUUCUCUGUUGUGCCUCUGCGGAAGAUCAUGAUCAUAGACUUCAAACUUACGUACCCAAGCGGAACUGCAACUGCUCAUCUUAUAAAUAGCUUCCACACACCUGAAGGAGCCAAGCUGGCAAAGAAGCAAGUACGAGAGCUAGGCAAGUUCUUUUCCUUCAGCUUCUUGUGGGCUUUCUUCCAAUGGUUCUUCAAAACCGAAGAUUAUUGUGGAUUUUCCAACUUCCCCACAUUUGGUCUCAAAGCUAGAGACAACAUGUUUUACUUUGAUUUCUCAGCAACCUAUGUAGGAGUAGGCAUGAUUUGCCCAUACAUCAUAAACAUAUCAGUGCUACUUGGGGGAAUUAUUUCGUGGGGUUUAAUGUGGCCUCUGAUAGAUACUAGAAAGGGACAUUGGUAUCCUGCAGAUUUGAGUCCCAAAAGUUUACAUGGUCUUCAAGGUUACAAGGUGUUCAUCGCUAUUGCCUUGAUUCUCGGUGAUGGUCUAUACAACUUCUGCAAGGUGCUAAGCCAAACUCUCACAAGCUUGUAUACUCAAUUCCAUGCCAAAAGCAACAGAAUAGAUCUCCCAGUUGCAGACAAUCCCUCUCCAAAGAUGAAGAAGCUCUCUUUCGACGAGCAGCGCAGGACCCAACUCUUUCUCAAAGAUCAAAUUCCAACAUGGUUUGCUGUUACAGGUUAUGUGACUGUUGCUGCCAUCUCCACUGCCAUUCUCCCACAUAUUUUUUCCCAGCUCAAAUGGUAUUACGUAAUAGUUAUCUACGUCUUUGCACCAACCUUAGCUUUCUGUAAUGCAUACGGCUGUGGGCUAACAGAUUGGUCCCUUGCAUCCACGUAUGGAAAACUUGCCAUUUUCACAAUUGGGGCAUGGGCUGGCGCCUCGCACGGCGGAGUCCUAGCUGGUUUAGCAGCAUGUGGAGUCAUGAUGAACAUAGUCUCCACAGCUUCUGAUCUCAUGCAAGAUUUCAAGACUGGAUACUUAACCCUGGCUUCACCUAGGUCCAUGUUUGUGAGCCAGGUGAUUGGCACAGCAAUGGGUUGUGUAAUUUCCCCUUCAGUCUUUUGGCUAUUCUACAAGGCCUUUCAUGACCUUGGGCUUCCAGACAGCGAAUAUCCUGUUCCCUACGCUGUCGUAUAUCGAAAUAUGGCAAUUCUGGGCGUAGAAGGCUUCUCAUCUCUACCAAAGAAUUGCCUUCUGCUUUGCUACUGCUUCUUUAGUGCAGCAAUUCUCAUAAAUUUAAUGAAGGAUUGGCUGGGGAAGAAGUGGGGAAGAUUUGUUCCACUUCCAAUGGCAAUGGCCAUACCUUUCUAUUUAGGGCCAUAUUUUGCCAUUGACAUGUGUGUUGGAAGCUUGAUUUUGUUCAUUUGGGAAAAAAUUAACAAGGCUAAGGCAGAUGCUUUUGCACCAGCAGUAGCUUCUGGUUUAAUUUGUGGAGAUGGGAUAUGGGCCUUGCCUAGUUCAAUUCUGGCUCUUGCAGGGGUUAAUGCUCCCAUUUGUAUGAGGUUUCUCUCCAGGAGGACAAAUAGUAAGAUUGAUCAGAUCAUAGGGCCACAGUGAGAAGGUCAGCUUGAUUAUAUUAUUAUACUACUGUAAAAUACUUUCAAUGUAUUUUGCUUCUUUUUCUUGCUGUUUUCUGGUGUUUCAAUGAACAUUGUACAUCUUAUUGCUUCGUAUGUAUAAAUUUAGAGCAAAAGCAACUUCCUCUCUC